Messenger RNA from Pogona vitticeps (central bearded dragon), 1945 nucleotides. RefSeq names its product sirtuin 2 (gene SIRT2). Gene Ontology annotation, cellular component: nucleus. Gene Ontology annotation, molecular function: transcription factor binding; NAD+ binding; histone deacetylase activity, NAD-dependent. Lineage: Eukaryota; Metazoa; Chordata; Lepidosauria; Squamata; Agamidae. The record is from RefSeq and is a predicted model, not a curated record.
CCCCGGCCUCCCUCUCCCCGUUGCAUUCUGGGAAACCCGGCCGCCUCUGUCCCGCGAUGCUUCAUGGGGGUUGUAGUUUUCCUGUCAGGUCGAGGCGGAGGGAAGCUGGGGAAGAUUGCUCCUCCUUCUCCUUCGGGGCUCGUUUGAGAACCGGAGUUCGUGGUGCGGAGAAGGAGGGGGGGGACCCUCGAUGGAAAAACGGGAAGGAUCCAGAUUCUGAUGAAGAAGCUGGGGCUUCUGGUCUGACAGAAAUGGAAUUUUUGAAGAACCUCUUGUCCCGGACGCUGAACUUGGGCAGUGAAAAACCUGAAAAGGUGCUGGAUGAGCUGACGUUGGAGGGUGUGAGCAGGUUCAUGCUUAGUGAAAAAUGCAAGAGGGUAAUAUGUAUGGUCGGAGCAGGAAUCUCAACGGCUGCUGGGAUCCCAGAUUUCCGUUCACCGGGUACAGGACUGUACGCCAAUCUGCAGCAAUACAACUUACCAUACCCUGAAGCUAUCUUUGAGAUUGGCUACUUCAAGCAACACCCAGAGCCCUUCUUUGCCUUGGCCCGGGAGCUGUACCCAGGACAGUUCAAGCCCACAAUCUGUCACUACUUCAUGCGCCUCCUCAAGGAGAAAGGGCUGCUGCUGCGCUGCUACACCCAGAACAUCGACACCUUGGAACGGGUGGCAGGCCUGGGUAACGAAGAUUUGGUGGAAGCUCAUGGCACCUUUUUUACCUCCCACUGCACAGGUUCCUUCUGCAGGGAAAUGUACAGCUUGGACUGGAUGAAAGAAAAGAUCUUCUCCUCUGCCAUUCCCAAGUGUGAAAAAUGCCAGAAUGUAGUGAAGCCAGAUAUCGUGUUUUUUGGGGAGAAUUUGCCCUCUCGUUUCUUCUCUCUGAUGAAGUCAGAUUUCCGUGAUGUAGACUUGCUUAUCAUCAUGGGCACCUCCCUUCAGGUCCAGCCCUUUGCCUCACUGGUCAGCAGGGUGCCUACAAACACACCACGGCUCCUCAUCAAUAAGGAAAAGACUGGAGAGAGUGAUCCUUUCAUGUCCUUGAUGGGCUUUGGCUGCGGGAUGGACUUCGACUCAGAAAAGGCAUACCGGGAUGUGGCACAACUUGGAGACUGUGACAAGGGCUGCCUAGCUUUAGCAGAGCUGCUGGGAUGGAAGAAAGAGCUGGAAGAACUGGUGAAAAGGGAGCACGCGGCCAUAGAUGCUAAGUCAGGGCAAGCUAUUGGAGAUGGGGCCAGUGCGACCCAUCCUUCAGGAAAGGAGCAGCAGAAGCCCUCCCCAAAGAAGGAAGCCCUUCCUCCCAGCAAAGAAGAAUGAAGAAUCGGGACACAACCAAAGGUCCCCCUCUGUGGACAAAUUAAAAAUCACAGUGAAUACAGAAUGAGUGAUCCUUGCCGCUUGCGCCCUUGUCUGAGUUGACGUUCUGGAGAGACUUGGCUGCCAGGGAAGGCUUCUGCCUGGGUAAUGAGGCAGUGAGGGGGGCAGCCAGGUGAAUGUGAGGAGCGGUGGAAUAAAAGUUUAGGAGGCCAACUUGCCACCUCGGCCAUGCCUUGCCUUCUGACCUGGAGGGUGAUUGGAGUCUUGAAUGAUGGGUGAGGCGUGAAUGGUCAGAUUAGCCAUUUGACUGUUUCUUUCUGAUUUUUGUUCAAGUUGCAGGGAAGGGGACCCUAAGUAACGUGAAAGAGAGUAGCUGUAACUGGAAGGGACGCUGGGUAGGUGGGUGGGUGGAUAAAACCUGGCUUGAUCUUAGUCCUUGCAUCUCUGCUGGUCUUCCUCAGAAGUAGUUUAUACCUGGCUUGGCCAGGGAAGGUCAUUGGUUGGAGUGUUGGCUGAAUCAGUCUUUAGAUUCUGGUAUGAUAGCAGUCUUUAACAACAUAUGAUUUUUGCCUCUGUCAUUUGCGUUAAUCUAUUAUAAGCAGCAAUUAAACAUGAGCACCUUAAUAUCAAAA